Messenger RNA from Oppia nitens, 3026 nucleotides. RefSeq lists its product as uncharacterized. The transcript has a single exon. Gene Ontology annotation, molecular function: ATP binding; histone H3T3 kinase activity. Gene Ontology annotation, biological process: mitotic cell cycle; protein phosphorylation; intracellular signal transduction. Lineage: Eukaryota; Metazoa; Arthropoda; Arachnida; Sarcoptiformes; Oppiidae. Gene Ontology annotation, cellular component: cytoplasm; nucleus. The coding region runs from base 99 to 3026 and encodes 975 amino acids. The record is from RefSeq and is a predicted model, not a curated record.
CAAAAAGUUUAUAACAAAUAAUUAUUUAUUAAUUGUUUGAAUCAAUUGAAUGAUUGAAUGAAUUAUUAGGUUUUGAAUUAAUUGAUUGAUUGAUUGCAAUGACAGCCAAACCAUUGAAGUCAAUACUAUCGGAACCGACGAUUGAUUUGUUUGAAGACAUUGAUAACAACAGACCGAUAAUCAACAAACCAGUGACCAAUCGGGCGGAACAGCUGUUUGACAAUCUGUUCGGCAAAUGUAACAAAAAAGUGGACACUUAUGCCAACAGAUAUCGCAAACCGUUUACCAAAAUCAAUGCCAAUGUGUUGGCCACUGACCGUACAAUUGAUGUGUACGACGACACCGACGAUGAAGAAGAUGGUAAUGAAAAUGAUAAAGACUUUGAGCCAUCGAUAAAGACAUCAAAGUCUAAGACAAAGGCCAAAGCAAAAGGUGUGAAGUUUGCCGUUGAUUGCGAUCAAAGGGAACGAAAGAAACCGUUGAAUAAUAAGAAGAAUACGAAGAAAAAGAAAGACUAUCCCGACUGUACUAAAGAUGCUUUGCUUCGGGCUUUUGAAUCGGCAGGACUUCCAGACUUUGAAGAGAUUUCUAAAUUUGAAUUACAUGUCACUAAUGUCAAAGAUGUCGUCAGAGCUGAUCCGCCGACACCUCCAAUGCAAGACAUUCUUAGGCCAUUCGAAGACCUAAUUGAUUGGCGAAAACAAGAAGAUUAUAACAUGAAUUUGAUAACAACUAAACCAUCUAAAUCUCAAAACAAUGAUAAAAGGAGUUCUAGUGAUUGGGAAACAGCUGACUAUCAAAACGAUUCAAUUGAAAACGAUAAUGUCUUCAUUGAUUCAGAUGCUAAUAAUAGUACACAAAAGUCAUCGGUUAUCUCAAACAAACAAACAAAUAAAAGAAAUCAAACGAAGAGAUUAACGAAUAGUCGAAAUCGAAGUAAAAUAAAUGCAUCGAUAAAAUCUUCUGAUAAAAGACGAGAGUCGGUAAUAAUAACCGCUGGUUUGGGCGCCUCUCGAAAAGCCAGUACUCCAGUUAGACGUAAACAUAACGUUACCAUAAAAAAUUUGUCACCAAUUCUGUCAAUUGAUACACCAGAUGAUUCAGAUUCGAAGAAAGCGAAAGUUAUCGAAAAUGAGACCACUUUUGUGGCACCAUUUCCUCCACGACCAGCUAAGACUGUUAAUAAAAAGUCAUAUAAAGUUCCUAAAGUAUCGUCGAUACCAAACACUAAACUAGAGAUUGUGAAGCCAUUGCUGUCAGAUGUGGAAUCAAUCACAGGACAGAACCGUUCGAAAUCGAUCUCAAGAACUUUGAUUGAUUUGACUGAACCAACUUUUAUUCGAUUAGAUUCUGAAGAAUCGGGAACUCUGGUUAAUAUCACUGCUAUUAACAAGAACUCUAACAGUAAUGAAAAUGUGUGUCCAAUGAUUUCAUCGGUUUCAACGAAAAGUGGAACAAACUAUAACUUAAGAAACACAACAACUAAUGAGUUGUCCAGUAUUUUUGCACCAAAUGUCAAAAGUACUCCAUUAGUGACAUCAAAAGUAACAAAUUUAUCGAAAAAGUAUGAAUUGAUUGUCGACAGAUCUCUAAUGGAUAGGACUCUAUCAAAGAUGUGUCACUCUAACAGUACAUCCAAACUGAUUACAAAACCUAAGACGACAACUAUAGUUGCAGUGUUGGACAAUACAGUUGACAGUACAACCAGAGCUAAAAAGCUAAGUCAACACAACGCCAGUGUCUAUCAUAUGUACCGAAAGAGUAUCGCUUCCGUUCAGUCGUCGUACCAAAAAAUGUCACAAUUUUGUCGAACUAUAGUUAAAACUGAUUCCUCAAUUUGUUCGCAUACUUUGGAUGACUUGAAUCAAACCGUUAGAACUGAUAUUUCAAAUGCUGAAGAUCUCAAACAAUUUAUAAAUAUAUCGUUGAGUCAGACAAUGUUCUCGACUUCCAAACUGAUAACUAAUGGAAAGCAAACUGUUUUGAGUGCAAAACAAAAAGUGCUUCUUCUUUGUGAACCUAAUGAUGUCAUUGAGUUUAAUGAUGUUUUUGAUCGAAAUAUUCUCAAAAAUUGUCGAAAAAUAGGCGAAGGCUCUUAUGGUGAAGUGUUUGCUUCUAAAGACAAUGGAUUAGAUAUUGUGAUUAAAAUCAUACCACUUGUUAACAGUGGAAAAAACCAGAGUGAAGAAGAACUUUUUGCACAAAUAUUGCCUGAAUUAGUCAUCUCUAAAGAGUUUAAUCGGUUAAAGAGUGAUAUAUCAACAAACUGUGCGCCAAAUUUUAUUGAUAUGUUACGUGUGAACACUACUCGUGGACUUUUCCCGACAAAAUUGAUUAAAGAGUGGGACAUAUUUGACGCCGAAAAGUUCAGUGAAAAUGAAGACCCGCGAACUUACGAUACAAAUCAAUUGUAUAUCGUCUUGCAGUUGGCAAACGGCGGCACCGACUUAGAGGCCUAUAAAUUCAGCUCAUCUGUCGAAGCCAUCAGUCUAUUCGCACAAUUGUGUCUUGCAUUGGCCGCAGCAGAAGUCGAGUACGAGUUCGAGCACCGGGACAUGCAUUGGGGUAAUGUUUUGAUUGCCAAAACAGAUGAAACUCAACUCAAAUACACCGUCAAUGAGAUGGACUAUUGUGUCAAAUCUAAUGGAGUUCUUGCGUCUCUAAUUGACUUUUCACUAUCGCGUAUGAAAAGCGAUGGUUUCAUAAUAUAUGACGAUUUAGCCAAAUAUAAUGAUCUGUUUGAAGGCAACGGUGACUAUCAGUUUGAUAUUUAUCGUAAAAUGCGUGAUAAUAACCAAAAUGAUUGGCAAACAUUUAAACCAAAAUCUAAUAUUUUUUGGUUGCACUAUAUAUUAGACAAAGUGAUCAAAUCUAAGAAGUAUAGCUCCAACAGAACUAAAGUCCAUAAGACAGGCAUUCAGUUAUUGAAAAGCAUUUUCGAUGCAAUACUUAAAUACGAUUCGGCCUUUCAUUUGGUCCGAAGCCAUCACUUCAAGCAGUUCUGUGUCGACUCUGGUCUCAUGUAA